Molecule: messenger RNA, 1892 nt
Organism: Cucumis melo (muskmelon)
Lineage: Eukaryota; Viridiplantae; Streptophyta; Magnoliopsida; Cucurbitales; Cucurbitaceae
Product: D-ribulose kinase
Exons: 9
Coding region: 474-1679 (401 amino acids)
Biological process (GO): xylulose metabolic process
Cellular component (GO): cytosol
Molecular function (GO): D-xylulokinase activity
Source: RefSeq, a predicted model, not a curated record
AGGCUCUAUUCGCUCUUGGCUUAUCCAAUUAGAAACAUUAACUGAAUUCUGAAAAAUUGAAAAAACUUCAAAGAACUAUGCUUCCUUCCAAUCGUCUUUCUCCUGCUGCAAAUUUUUUCUUGCUUCCAUCAACAUCAUCAUACUCUCCCUCUAAACAUGUUUUGUUCUACCCGAAAUUGUAUGUUGAUGGGUGAGCUCAAAUUCAUCAAUGCGUAUGAUCUUUACGCGUCAGGGAUUUGGAUUUCGAGGAAUCGAAGUCCAAGAAAACGAAGACAGACGACAACAAUGAGUGUUGAAACUGACGUGGUGCCUCCUCAAUCAGGGAAUCGGCUCUACCUUGGGAUGGAUUUUGGUACUUCUGGCGCAAGAUUUGCGCUCAUUAACAAAGAUGGGGAUGUUUGUGCGGAAGGAAAGAGGGAGUAUCCGCUUUAUAAGGAGGAAUUCAUCUAGUGUAAAUUUCAUUAAUUUGCAACAUGAAUACAGUACUUGGUACUGAUGUUACUUUACGGUUGUCUAGAAAGAGCCACGAAACAAUCGAUUGGGCAAGAUCGUGGAAAACGACACUUUUUUCACUGCUUGAAGAUGUUCCAAAUCAUUAUCGUCAUUUGGUGGCAUCAAUUUCUAUUGAUGGCACAUCUGCAACCACCUUAAUUGUGGACAGCAACACGGGACAGCCAUUGUCAAAGCCAUUGUUAUACAAUGAGAGUUGUCCUGAUGCCUUACCAUUGGUGAAGUCUAUUGCUCCAGUGAACCAUACAGUCUGCUCUGCAUCAUCUACUUUAUGCAAGCUGGUUUCAUGGUGGAACAGUGCUGACUCGAAUAAAGAAUCUGCUACAUUGUUACAUCAAGCAGAUUGGCUGUUGUGGUUUCUACAUGGAAAGCUUGGGGUUUCAGAUUAUAAUAAUGCUUUGAAGGUUGGCUAUGAUCCUGAAAUUGACUCUUACCCACCCUGGCUUCUUGCUCAACCAUAUUCUCAACUUUUACCUUACGUCAAAGCCCCUGGAACUUCUAUUGGAAAUUUGAAAGAGGACAUUAGAUCACAAUUUGGUUUUCCAAAUGAUUGCAUUGCAUGCACAGGAACCACAGAUAGCAUUGCUGCAUUUCUUGCAGCACGUGCUACACUGCCAGGGCAAGCUGUCACUUCCUUGGGCUCCACGCUUGCCAUAAAACUAUUGAGUAGCAAUCGGAUCGACGAUGCAAGGUUUGGAGUGUACAGUCACCGACUUGACAAUAUGUGGCUCGUUGGAGGAGCUUCAAACACAGGAGGAGCCGUUCUUAGACAAAUCUUUACUGAUGACCAAUUAGAAAAUUUGAGCAAACAAAUUGAUCCAAUGAAAACUUCUCCUUUAGAUUAUUAUCCCUUAACUUCAAUUGGAGAGAGGUUCCCAGAGGCAGACCCCCAAAUGGCUCCCAGAUUACAUCCACGGCCAGAAAGUGAUGUUGAAUAUUUGCAUGGAAUUUUGGAAUCUAUUGCUCGUAUUGAGGGAAAGGCUUAUAGGUUAUUGAAGGAUCUAGGAGCAAGUGAGGUUGCAGAAGUGUUGACAGCAGGAGGUGGAUCCAAAAAUGAGAAAUGGACAAAGAUACGAGAGAGAGUUCUUGGUUUACCCGUGAGUCGGGCAAUUCAAACUGAGGCUGCCUAUGGAGCUGCUCUAUUGGCUUUAAAAGGUGCUCAAUCAUGACUGCUUUCUACAUUUCUUGAAGCCAAAUCAAGCUUUUGUAGAAUAUUUAAAUUACAAAUGUGGAUGAAAUUCAAAUUGGAUCAAGUGUGAUUAACAAAUACAUCCCAAAUUUUGUAGAGCUGUUUAAUCUGAUUUACUCAACAAGUGUCAUUUGAUUGCUACGUUGUUUCUAAAUUAUGCAUUAUAAAUGCCUACUCCAACCCCUAAUUUAUA